Molecule: messenger RNA, 5672 nt
Organism: Xiphophorus couchianus (Monterrey platyfish)
Lineage: Eukaryota; Metazoa; Chordata; Actinopteri; Cyprinodontiformes; Poeciliidae
Exons: 3
Coding region: 1065-5672 (1535 amino acids)
Biological process (GO): DNA integration
Molecular function (GO): nucleic acid binding
Source: RefSeq, a predicted model, not a curated record
ACAUCACAAUGAAAUAAGGUAUCCCAAGCAAAAAAAAAAAAAAUUAACCUCCGAGAAUAAAAUAUAGGUUAAUAAAAUACACAUAAUUUUUGUUGUAUUGAUAUGUAUACAAGGAUGUCUUGUAUGUAUGUAUAUAUUAUUUGUGAAAGUCCACUUAGUAAAAAUAUAUCUGGGUCACAACUUUUACCGGAACUUAUAAAAAGGAACGGAGGAGAAAGGGGUGGGGCAACACGCUGGAAGAGACGCCGAGCGACGGUCCGAGGAGCUGGCAAGAUUAGCCCGGAGAGAACUGACUGCUGGACUAAAAGCGUGGCCAGAGCAAUUCAGAAAGGGGUCAAAAGUCUUCUGGAGGCAAGGUAGAGCCACACGGAGCGUUGACCGGACCCGAGGCGCUCGCGAUCCAGGCCUGACGAAGGGAACCGCCCGGGUACACAAACGCCGACCCGGUGAGACCCUUCCAAUUUUUUUUUUUCUUUCUUUCUUUCUUGUAUUUUUGGUGCACGAAGACGGAUUAAUAUUUUUGGGCCCCAGCGUUGUUUUUUUGUUGCGCAAACGGAACUUUAUUUUUUUUGGAUUGCCUAAUUAUGGACUUUUUUGAUGGACUAUUAUUAUUGAUGAACUAUUUCUUUUUCUUUUGAUUUAUAGGCUGGGUUAUGGUCUUAGAUUUGACUGUUUCAUGGUGUACUUGUAAAAAAUUAAAGAAUGACGGGUAAAAUACUAUGAUUUCAGGAAAACAAUUGAUGACUAAAUGUAGCGGGCAGCUAGUAGCCGCUUCAGUGCGCUGAGGUGUCCCCUCUUUCUUUUCAUUAAUGAAAUCGUUUUUCUAGCAUUGUUUGAUGGUCAUGCUUAUUAUCAAAUUCGUAUAAAAAGAAGUAAAAGGACUCACUUGAGCGUGUACAUUUCCCGUUUAUUCGAGGAUUUUGUUACAGAGUGGUGGCCAGUAUGGGGACAUUUUUUUUUAUGAGUAUGACUAAAGUGAUGUACAGCAUUUGAAUGUUUUUGUUGUUUGGGGUUUUGUUAAAAACAAUUAAUGUGUCAGUAAAAGGGAUACCUUUAUUGGCAUAAUGGAAGAAAUGUCCCAUCAUCAAACAGAAGCUGAGGAAUCUGAUGACAGAGUUUCAGGUCCCAUUUUAGAGACGGAAGAAACAGAUAAUGUCCCAAGAGGUGAUUCCUGGGUAACCCGGAGAAAUCCGGUGGGGGAAAUAACUUCUUUACUUAGCUCAUUGUAUGCAUCUGAUGAGGAGAAUAAUGAGGAGGAGGAAGAAGAGAUACCAGGUUUUACUCCUGCAGAUCUCUCUAGAUUUAAAGAUGAGUUGACAGCUGUGGUUGAGAAGGUUAGUACUUUAGAGGAAAAUUAUCAGGACUCGGUGGCCAGUGCCUUAAAUCGAGAACAAAAUAUAAGAACUUAUAUAGAUAGUAGUGUUGAGGCAUUAGAACAGCGUAUGAUUACAACCCUAAGAGAGUUUGAAGAAAAGUUGGUUCAGUGUUUACAACGACGUGAUGAUAGGUGGAAGGUAGAGGUAGAGAAAUUGAAGCGCGCCUAUCGAUCUACUACUACUCGACCCCUAAUCAGGGCUGAACGUGAUUUGGACAUUUCUGAUGUUCAAUGGACACCUAAAAUGGCACCUUCUACAGGGCAGGCACCAGUAGUGUAUACUUCAACUUGUCAGAGGCCACCCACAAUCCAUUCAACACAAUUGGCUUCAUGUAGGCUGAGUGAAAAUCAUCAAAGUGCAUGCUCUGGCGAUCAGGAUCGACCUGCACCUGGGCUUUCCGAAGAGCUGCCAGCCGUACCACCUACUAGUAGGGGAGUAUCUACCCUUCACUUGGCUGUACCUCUCUCUUCUAGUAGAACGGCUGUAGUUUAUGCCAAACCUCCCAUCCACUUGGACUUUCCCACAUUUGGUGAGGCACGAGACGUAGCAGAUGUGCUGAACUUUAUUGACCAGUGUGAAACAUUCCUGUCUGUGAGACCACUCUCUGACCCUGAAUUAAUUGGGGCUUUGACUGGUGUUUUAAAAGGACCCGCUCACAGUUGGUGGUGUGUAGCCAAGAAUCAAAUCCAGAACUGGAUGGAUUUUAAGGAAGCCUUCUAUGCUGCAUUUCUCCCCCCAGAUUACCUCUCAGAGGUGGAAGAAAAAUUGCGGGAGAUGGUGCAGUUGCCUGAGCAGUGCCUGAGAGACUUCGCCUUCGACUACCGAGCAUUGUGCUUGAGGUGGAAGCCUGAUAUCUCAGAGGUCGAACUGGUGAGAAGGAUCCUAAAUAACUGUAAUCCUAAACUGGCUGGUUGCCUCCGAGGGACUGUCACCACCAUGGAUCAGCUGGUUACAGUAGGAUCCCAAGUGGAAAGAGACUGUGCAGGGGCUAAGGCAUAUUGGGGAAAGGUUGAUCAUCAAAAGUCCAAAGGCAAAGCUCCAGCAAAACCUCCAUCUAAAGGGAACUUUAGAAGACCAGCAGAUGUAGUGUCUGUUGUUCAACGAGGCCCGAGGCUGGCGUCUUCACUUUUAUAUGUUCCUGUAGAGAUCAGAGAUAAGAAAUAUCAUGCUGUCCUGGAUACAGCCUGCACUUUUACACUAAUGAGGCAUAGCCAGUGGCAGGAAAUGGCCCGGACAGAAGAACAUUUAAAACAAGCCGACAACCAAAGGUUUGCCCUGGCAAAUGGGAGAACUUACAGCGCCAUGGGAAAAACAACUAUCCUCUAUUGUUGGCAUGGCAUGAUGUGGUCGUUAGACACGUUUGUGGUUGAAGAUGCUAACCUCACAUUUCCCAUUAUUCUAGGCCUGGAUUUCCUGACCAGAACAUCAACCAUCAUCAACUUAGGUGAUCAUACUUAUGGAGUCAAAGGGCCCAGAGGUUAUUCAUUUUACCCUUUCAUUGCUCCACCCCCGAGCAAUUCCGCUGGGCGUCCUAGCUCAUCUUCUCUAAGUCUGAUCAUGGCUCUGCCCAUUACGGACACGGAUGACUUCCCCGCAAAGAGAGGACCAGCAGCUUUUAAUCAAACCCCUGAAGUUACGCAUCUCCUGCAAGCCUGGCCAACAGUGUGCACCGAUACUUUGGGUAAGACAUCCCUGGAAGUGCAUCACAUUUACACGACAGAUGAGAUACCAGUUCGAUCUAGAGCCUACAGGGUGUCACCCUUUAAACGGCAGAUAAUCAAAGAGCAUAUUGAGAAAAUGCUUCAAGAUGGCAUCAUCGAGCCCUCUCAAUCCUCUUGGGCAUCUCCUGUGGUCCUCGUCCCAAAACCAGACAAGUCAUUUAGGUUUUGUGUGGAUUACAGGGCCUUAAAUGCCAAAACUCGCCAAGAUGCUUAUCCCAUGCCUCUGAUUCAUGAAUUGCUAGAGUCCAUGAAUGGAGCUUCAGUUUUCAGCACUUUGGACUUGAAAUCGGGGUACUGGCAAAUGGCAGUGGCUGAAGAAAGUAAAGCCAAGACAGCUGUAAUAACACCUUUUGGGCUGUAUCAGUUUAAAUGUAUGCCUUUUGGACUGAAAAAUGCGGGUGCCUCAUUUCAGAGACUCAUGGAGCGAGUGCUUGGAGAGUUGAGAGGAAAAAUUUGUUUUGUUUACAUUGAUGAUGUGAUCAUUUUCUCUCCCUCACCGGAACAACAUAUGAAAGAUCUGGAGGCAGUUUUUUCCAAAUUACACCAGGCAAAUUUGACCCUCAAUCUGGGGAAAUGUAAUUUUUUCCAAUCAGAACUCAAAUUUUUGGGUCACAUAGUGUCUGGGCAGGGGGUUCAAGUAGAUGCAAGUAAAUGCUUGGCCAUCACAAAUUACCCCGGACCGACAGACAAGAGAUCGCUUCAGCGAUUCUUGGGGCUAGUGGGCUGGUACCACAAAUUUAUUGCCCAUUUUGCUGACAUAGCUGCACCUUUAUACCAUCUUCUUAAAAAAGACAGCAAGUGGGACUGGUGUCCAGACUGCCAGCAGGCCUUUGAAAAGUUAAAACAGGCCCUGGUGGAGGCCCCUAUACUUAUGCAACCUGACUUCCAAAGGCCGUUUGAGAUACACACAGAUGCCAGUGAUGUAGGCCUCGGCGCAGUACUUGUGCAAAUGACACCUGAGGGCGAGAGGGUCAUUGCCUAUGCGUCUAGAGCUCUGAGGGGUGCAGAGUGUAAUUAUUCAACCUCAGAGAAAGAGUGCUUGGCUGUAGUGUGGGCAGUUGAGAAGUGGCGACAUUUCAUAGAUGGAUCUGAGUUCACACUAUUUACUGACCAUGCAGCAUUGACUUGGGCCUUUAAUUGUCCAAAGGCAUCCUCUUGGUUGACCCGGUGGGUGCUUCGGCUGCAAGAAUACCAUUUCAGUGUUCGAUACAGAAAAGGGUUACAUAAUCUAGUACCCGACGCACUGUCAAGAGCAGUGCAGAAAACUGACCUGAUGUACGUUGCAGCAGUCACGUCCAAACCUGAGUCAGAGCUACCUUCAUCAUUGGCCGAAAUCAAACUGGCACAAGAGCAGGACUCUGCUCUUCUUGACAUGGUCCAGAAGUCAGCUGAUAAAGACCCCAACAGAAUAGGGUUCUGUCAAGUACAGGAUGUCUGGUACAGGAAAUCCUUUAUCAAGAACCAAGGCGAAAAGUUUCAGCUGGUCGUGCCUAAGUCUAUGAUAAUCCAGUUUCUCAGUUACUUCCAUGAUCAUCCUCUAAGUGGGCACCUAGGGAAGUUAAAAACCCUGAUAAGGAUACUGGAAGUCGCCUGGUGGCCCUCGGUCAGAAAAGAUGUGUGGGCCUACGUUAAAGCCUGUGUCACCUGCCAAAAAUAUAAACCUGACAACAAAAAGCCUGCAGGGCUUAUGCAGCCUACUGCAGUAACCGAAGCAUGGGAGAAGAUCGGUGUUGACCUAAUGGGUCCUCUACCGCGCAGUAAGAAUGGAAAUAAAUACCUGCUGGUAAUCAUUGACUAUUUUACCAAGUGGAUAGAGGUGUUUCCUCUCAAAGACAGCAAAGCUCAGAAAAUUACCAGCAUCUUGAAGAAUGAAAUAUUUACCCGUUUUGGUGUCCCUCAAGAGCUAGUAUCAGAUCGUGGCCCUCAGUUUACAAGCCAUGAGAUGGAAAAGUUCUGUCGCACAUGGGGGGUGAUUCAAAAGUUUACUACAAGUUAUCAUCCCCAAGCCAAUCUAACUGAAAGGUCAAACCGAACAAUAAAGACCAUGAUAGCCUCUUUUGUGGGAGAACACCAUUCCAACUGGGACCAAUGGAUCCAAGAGUUUAGAUUUGCCAUCAAUGCUGCUCAGCAUGAGACAACUGGAAGGUCUCCUGCAGAGCUCACUCUGGGUCGGCCUCUCAAAGGUCCUCUGGAGAGAAUCAUUGGCCACUCUCCUAGCCCUCAACAGACGCCCUAUAAACUUUUGGACAGACAUAAAGAAAUGACUGAACAGGUUAAGCGGAAGAUAGGGUUGAGCCAGGCCAGACAAGCUAAGUAUUAUAAUGCCCGAACGGAGGAGAAAGGGGUGGGGCAACACGCUGGAAGAGACGCCGAGCGACGGUCCGAGGAGCUGGCAAGAUUAGCCCGGAGAGAACUGACUGCUGGACUAAAAGCGUGGCCAGAGCAAUUCAGAAAGGGGUCAAAAGUCUUCUGGAGGCAAGGUAGAGCCACACGGAGCGUUGACCGGACCCGAGGCGCUCGCGAUCCAGGCCUGACGAAGGGAACCGCCCGGGUACACAAACGCCGACCCGAAUAA